Molecule: messenger RNA, 828 nt
Organism: Capsella rubella
Lineage: Eukaryota; Viridiplantae; Streptophyta; Magnoliopsida; Brassicales; Brassicaceae
Exons: 5
Coding region: 29-544 (171 amino acids)
Biological process (GO): mitochondrial respiratory chain complex I assembly
Cellular component (GO): mitochondrial inner membrane
Source: RefSeq, a predicted model, not a curated record
ACUAAAAAAUAGUUUAGAGACGACGGAGAUGGCGGUGAGAGAGAAAGCUAUGGCGACGUUGCCGAAAUUGAUUCAAAGCAUGAGGAAGGAAGCUCUGAAGCAGCCAAAUCUUGUUUUGCCAUCUCUCAGACGAGCUUUCUCUCUAUACGAUCAGAUCAAUCUCAUCGAUAACGUUCCUGAGGAUCAGCUUCGAUUCAGGAGUAAGUUUGAUGAGACGAGUUUCAAGGUGAAUGGGGUUAAAUACGAAGGUAGCUUGCUCUGUGUUGGGAAUUUGCUUAUGUCAUGGAGCCCUCGUAACUUCUCCCAGAUCACAACCGAUAGCUUGUCAAUCUUCCAGACAGUUCGACCAAUUCCAGAGCUCUUGAUUGUUGGGUGUGGAAGAUACAACCACCCACUGAAUCCCCAAGUCCGUCAGUUCAUAAAGUCAAUUGGCAUGAAGCUGGAAAUACUUGAUUCUAGAAAUGCUGCAUCAACUUACAACAUACUAAAUGAGGAAGGCAGGAUUGUGGCUGCUGCUUUGCUUCCCUAUGGAGUUACAUCGUAAGAAACUCAACACCUCUGCUGGAAUACUGUAAAACAAACUUUGAACCACUCGAGUCGAUCGUCAUAGUUGAAACACCAACACUGUCUUUUCUUUUUUUCUUUUCUUUUUUGGGGUCAAACACUGUAUUUUUACUGUAAAUAAAGAUGCUUCACUCAAAACUUUUGCUAGAGAAUCAAAAUGUCCAUCGUUAUCUGCUCAGGAUAACAGCAUUAUUGAAACUUUCCUUGUUCACAGCUUAAACUUGGUUGAGCGUUAUCUGAAUAAUAGAAGAUACUUUCCUGCUU